Molecule: messenger RNA, 124 nt
Organism: Leptonychotes weddellii (Weddell seal)
Lineage: Eukaryota; Metazoa; Chordata; Mammalia; Carnivora; Phocidae
Product: NADH dehydrogenase [ubiquinone] 1 beta subcomplex subunit 1
Cellular component (GO): mitochondrion; respiratory chain complex I
Source: RefSeq, a predicted model, not a curated record
AUGGGGUUUGUCCUUGGAUGUUAUCUAGACAGAAAGAAUGAUGAAAAGCUGACUGCCUUCCGGAACAAGAGUUUGUUGUUUAAAAGGGAAUUGAGACCCAAUGAAGAAGUCACCUGGAAGUAAA